This is a messenger RNA of Triticum dicoccoides, 1559 nucleotides long. RefSeq lists its product as uncharacterized. The coding region runs from base 352 to 1425 and encodes 357 amino acids. The record is from RefSeq and is a predicted model, not a curated record. NCBI's taxonomy places the organism in Eukaryota, Viridiplantae, Streptophyta, Magnoliopsida, Poales, Poaceae. The transcript has a single exon.
GUUCCAGGCUCGGCCACUCCCCCAGGCUUUGUUGGGGCUUCCCCCUCCUCUGCGAGCAUUAAAGACUCCGCGGCCGCGUCGGACGCCUUCAAUGCGGCCACCCGUCUCUGCCCCAUCAUCACCAUCCCCCCUCGCCCAUCCUGGCUCGUCAAUGCGGCGUCAGGAGGCGUCCUUGCGCCGCGGCCUGUCCCGUCUGCUCCUAGGGAGGAGGAGGGCUGGACUUUCGUGCAGUGGCAGCGCCGCCCCCGACGGGACGUGCCUUCAAGCCGGGCGUCUGCCGUCUCGUCCAAUCCCGCGCCGGGCGGCCUCGACGAGCAACGCCGAGCCAGCUUCAUCCGCUUCAAAAAGCACAUGGAGGGGCGCUGCUCUCGCUGUCUCGCCCCCAAACAUCAUCGCUCCUCUGCCUGUCGCGACCCUGUGCGCUGCCUCUCCCGCAACCUCUCGGCCCACAUCGAGCGCUGGUGCCCCCUGCGGCGUGCGUCAAAGCUGCGUCCAGCCUCCCCGCCUGCGGCCCCUCCACUGCGUUGCUUGCCCGCAGCUUCGGGCGUGCGUUCCUGGGCUAAUGUUGUCGCCUCUCCGUCCGCUCCCCCUCCCCGCGCUAGGAUGGCUCACGCUUCCGCCGGCAUCGGGGCGCCGGAUGCCCGCCCCGAGGAGGACUCGUGCUUCAUCCCGUCCUCAUUCGACAUGGACCGCGACAUGCUUGAGUGGGAACAGACGGCGGCCAUCGCGUGGGCCAUCAACGCACCGCGGCGGCUCGUCGCGUUGGACGUCGACCGUGCCAUUCGGAAGCAAUUCCGGCUCAGACACGGGGACAUGGCCGUCACCCCGUACCACCCGAUGGAAUUCCUCUUCAAGUUCGAGCACAAGGCCCAGUGUGACGCGGCGCUUGCCGCGGGUCGCGUGCGUGCUGCCGGCGCCAUCGUCCACAUCAGGCCCUGGCGUCCCCUGGAGCGCGCGUUCGGGGCCGCCCUCAACUACCGAGUGCACCUGUGCUUGGAGAACGUCCCUGACUACGCGUGGACGCCGUACGUCGCCGAGCGCAUCAUCGGCCGGUGCUGCUCCCUGGAUUACCUCGAGGACCACUCCGCGCUCCGGACAAACUCCAAGAUGCUCGACCUCUGGGCCUGGACUGCAGACCCAAACCUCAUCCCCAAGGUCAUCUGGCUAACAUUCACCACCCGUCCUUCCGGCGGCCUGAAGGUGUUCGCCAAUGUGGCGAGGCCGUCUGGUUGCAAGCAUGGCGCAACCUUCUGGGUGCCGGUCCACUUGGACAUGGUGGAGGACCACUCCAAUGCUCCCCUGGACUGCUACACCUCUGACGGUCGCGCCAAGGCGUUCAGCCCUCCCCAGGCUGCCGCUGGAGUGGCACAUGGAGUGCGUCGACGGUGUUCCGCCGCCUCUUGGAGCCACCCUCGCCCUCCCUGACGUGGGAGGCAGCUCACGGGCUGCUGCACCGCGUCGCCGUGACCGGGGCAUGGACGACCACCCCUAAUGGAUGCCGCGGCGCCGGGAUGACGGCGACGACUUCGACGACGACUGGCGUGGCGGUGGCGGCCAGG